Actinia tenebrosa (Australian red waratah sea anemone) is the source of this 3078-nucleotide messenger RNA. RefSeq lists its product as uncharacterized. NCBI's taxonomy places the organism in Eukaryota, Metazoa, Cnidaria, Anthozoa, Actiniaria, Actiniidae. The record is from RefSeq and is a predicted model, not a curated record. Gene Ontology annotation, molecular function: protein binding.
GUUGAAGACAUUGUUAAACAUUGACUGGUCAUGUCGCUUCGAAUUAAAAUAUGUCACUGAUGUGUAAACUUAUAGUUUGUCUUUGGAUGCGAUUUGAAAUCCAAGCAUUCCAGCUACGACCAGCAGUCUAUGAAAGUUAGGCAUUUAUUCUUGAACUAAGACGAUUUAUCACGACAGAAUAAGGAAAUUAUUGAUGUUAGUGAAACCAAUGGAAGUGUUUUAACACUGCGAGAACUAAGAUUCUUCACGGAAUUCAAGUCUAUAGAUCUGACUAGCAGAACCUAGCAGGCUAGGGAGGAUCAUGUUUGCUUCUGGUUAUACUGAUGACUCUACACUGCCUUCAAGCACUUUAGAUAGUGACACAGAUAGCUCAACUCAAUCCUUUUCAUCUUCAAACGAGAGUCUGGACCAAAGCUUGAUUUACUUUAAUCAAUCUUGGCCUUUAUCGAGGGAUAAGACUGCAAGUCUCGAUCAACUCUCUUGUAAAGUUAACAGCUAUUCAUGGUGGAGUGACUUAAAGACAGUUAGCCGAAAUGGCUCAAAUGCCAGCACCCCCCGGACAAGACCAGAUGCCAGCACCCCCCGGACGAGACCGGGUCAAACAGCAGCACGAGGGUGUAGUCCAGAUGCCUCUGCACUGUACAGUAACCCUACCAAACACUAUAACCCAUCAGUAUCUGGACAACAUGCAUGCCAGGAAAUGUCUGACUACCGUGAGUGGGCUAACACCUAUCUUCAGUACUCUCCACACAACACACUCAUUACUGACCUAUCCAGGGACCUGGCUGAUGGAGAAACACUGUUAUACUUAGUACAAGUACUGCUUGGUGUUACCUUGUACCCAGUACACAUCAAACCAGCUCUAGAUGUACAGAAGAUAGAGAACACCCAAAUAUGCCUGGAUGUGCUAGCAAGACACGGCAUUCCAGUAAGCCAUCUUUCAGCAGAAGAUAUCGUGGAGGCGAACCCCAAGGUGACAUUAGUCUUGUGUAAACAUCUUGAACAGCACUUCGGGUCUAAUCCAGGUUCUCCGCAAGGAACAUCGGAUUUGAUGACUGGCAUCAGUAGACGAACACCGUCCCCUAGAACUAAACAAAGAUCAAAGUCACCCACUGUCACUCUACCAGUCGGCGGUCACGAUACACCCUCUCCACCAGCGACAAGUAGUCAUCCAGUGAUGGACAUCGAAGAUGUUGCUCUGCUUGACUGGGUGGGUCAGAUGACUGGACAAAUCGUUGCUGAUUAUAAUAGGUACUAGAAUAUGGUCUUCCAUCGGAGAAGGUUAGCCUUGCGCUAAUGUUUUCAGAAGACGAACUUGGAGUGACUUCUGAUCUCUGCCCUGAUGAUGUUGUGAAACUGAACGAUGCUAGUAAGAUGUCAUCCUUUUUUAAAACACUACACCAAGUCUUUCUAGAGCAAGUACAAGACAAGGAACAUCACUUGAAAAUAAAGAAAAUGAAUAAACUGGACAGGAAUUCCAGGGAAAUAAUGACCCAAGAAAAAGAGGUGAAUAUCGAGUUGGUUCGUAAAGCAGAUAUCGUUCCAAGGAAUUUUAGUGAAGUAGAGACUUUGAAGGAAAGUGGACGUUAUUCAGAUCCGAGUAUCCUUAACCCUUGUAUACGUAAAGGCGAGGAGGGUAGUUCGAUACUCAAUGCAGAUAAAAUGUCUCCUCGUUCUUCAUCAUUGGCCAAAGUUAGGUCAAAACGUCGUGAAAUUUUAAAAGAAAGAAACUGUUCAGGAGAAAACAGGUUUUCUUCAUAUUUACAAGACAGUACUGAUAAGAGACCACGUGAUAAUCGAUUUUCCUAUUACACUGAAGAUACUAGUUAUCGUCUUGAAGACCUAUCCAACAUGGACAACUCCUACAGAAGUUCAUCUUCAACGUCUCUUCACCAUCCCUAUCAUUCUGUUGACGUUUCUUUAAAAAACAGUCGUAAUAAAUCCUCACCUCAUAGAAAAAUAGAUGAUGUGCCUUGUUUUGAUGAAGAUUUGAUGUAUGGCCUGUUACCCAAGGACACAGUUUUCGAUUCUGACGACUGGACAUAUUCUUAUACGAUGCCACACGCGUCAAAAUCAUGGCAAAAAGAGCGGGGAAAUGCUCAACAUCAAGUCAGGGAUUUUAGAAAUGAGUUACAACGCUUGAAAGAGGAAUACUUUAGACUGAUGAAUAUGAAAGCACUAGAAACAUUCAGCCAAGAUUCCUUUACAAAGACAGAGAAACCCUUCCCGCCUAAAGUGUUUGUUUCAGAGGAAGAUAGCGGAAUUUUAAAUAUAGAUAAUGUUGAUUGUAGUUCUGUUGACAAAAAGGCAAAUAAGUGCACAAUUCUAACAGAAAAACUGGUAAAGAGAUCUAGUCAAACCAGUUCAAGUGUGAUGGCUUACAUGAACGUAAAGAAAGGAACCUCGCCGCCAUACAGAACCUGGUCCAAGUAUGAAAACACUGACGGUGACAGAUAUCGUUAUUGCUCCACCAAGAAGACUCUCAAAACUGACAGGAAUACAACACGAAACGACGCCAUUACCACUAAGGUGGCGCACUUGGCUGAGGUGGCUGUACGUAGCUGGAAUGGGAUGGAAUCGAUGAAGACGUCUGUCGAGUGCCGAGGCAAGGGGCAAACAGACGACGUAAAACAGGUUAUCUCGGAUUCUAACUCCUUAGUAAGUUCUCCAAAGAAGGAAACGCAAGAAUCACUUGACAAAGAUGAUGGACCAAGACGAGUCAGCAGUCAAAAGUUCAGCGGUAGACAACUUUAUGGUAUGACUGCACUCGUCAGACUGAGCUCCAAGAAAGCCAAUGCAGUGUCUGAUACUGACAGCUAGUUAACCAACCAAUAGUACUAAAGAACUUAAUUUAUCGAAAAAAUGAAACUAAGUUUCUUCAAAAUUUUCCUAAAACACUUCCAGGGUUAGGUCACAGUCGGAAGGCUAGUUUUUUUCUUUCUCCUGCCACCUUUAACGUUAUUCUUGUCUAAAUUUUAUUAAUCGUUUGUAAAUUAUUGUAUUUUCAGUUGUAUACCGCAUCUCUUGUGUAAAUGGUGGCGAAUUUAUUCAACUAAAUGAAAUAUUCAAAUAGUAAAA